Molecule: messenger RNA, 5690 nt
Organism: Dermochelys coriacea (leatherback sea turtle)
Lineage: Eukaryota; Metazoa; Chordata; Testudines; Dermochelyidae
Gene: FZD5
Product: frizzled class receptor 5
Exons: 1
Coding region: 242-2125 (627 amino acids)
Biological process (GO): canonical Wnt signaling pathway; non-canonical Wnt signaling pathway
Cellular component (GO): plasma membrane
Molecular function (GO): Wnt-protein binding; Wnt receptor activity
Source: RefSeq, a predicted model, not a curated record
CGCGCCGGCUGCAGCGAGGGCCGGAGCCGGAGCCGGAGCCGGAGCCGGAGCCGGAGCCCGAGCCCGCGGCGGCAGAGGGGGGCGGGCGCCCGGGGCAGCCUGAUGCCCUGCCCGCCCGGCCGGAUCGCAGCGCUGCCCUUUCCCCUUCGCGGCAGGUGGCUGCCCGCGGCCAUGGAGCCCGGCGUGCGGGGGCAGCGGGCCGGCCGGGGCUGAGCGCCGAGCCGCCCCCCGCGGGCGGGCCAUGCCCCAGGGGCCGGGCGCGGCGCCGGGACCGCUGCCGAACUUCUCCGCGAGCCGAGCGCCGCCCGCGCCCAGGCAGCGCCCCGGCCCGCCGGCGGCGGGGGCCGGGGCCGGGGCGCGACUCCGCGGCUCCCGCCCGAGCUGGUCUGCCGCUGCCCCGGGCCAGCCGCGGCGCCGGGCGCUCACCAUGCUCGGCGCCGGCCGGGGGCUCCUGAGCCUGCUGCUCCUGCUGCGGCUCCCGCCGGUGGCGGCCGCCGCCGCCAAGGCGCCCGUGUGCCAGGAGAUCACGGUGCCCAUGUGCAAGGGCAUCGGCUACAACCUGACCUACAUGCCCAACCAGUUCAACCACGACACGCAGGACGAGGCGGGGCUGGAGGUGCACCAGUUCUGGCCGCUGGUGGAGAUCCAGUGCUCGCCGGACCUGCGCUUCUUCCUCUGCAGCGUCUACACCCCCAUCUGCCUGCUGGACUACGCCAAGCCCCUGCCGCCCUGCCGCGCCGUGUGCGAGCGGGCCAAGGCCGGCUGCUCGCCCCUCAUGCGCCAGUACGGCUUCGCCUGGCCCGAGCGGAUGAGCUGCGACCGGCUGCCGGCGCUGGGGGACCCGGAGACGCUCUGCAUGGAUUACAACCGCAGCGAGCCCACCGCCGCGCCGCCCGCCCUGGCCAAGCCCACCCGCGCCUCCAGGGGGCCCCAGAGGAGCCUGGCCCCGGGCGGCGGCGCGGACUGCGGCCGGGUGUGCCGCUGCACCGAGCCCUUCGUGCCCAUCGCCCGCGCCUCCCACCCGCUCUACAGCAAGAUCCGGACCGGCCAGGUGCCCAACUGCGCCGUGCCCUGCUUCCAGCCCUACUUCACCCAGGACGAGAAGACCUUCGCCAGCUUCUGGAUCGGGCUCUGGUCCAUCCUCUGCUUCCUCUCCACCUCCACCACCGUGGCCACCUUCCUGAUCGACAUGGAGCGGUUCCGCUACCCGGAGCGGCCCAUCAUCUUCCUCUCCGCCUGCUACCUCUUCGUCUCGCUGGGCUACAUCGUGCGGCUGGUGGCCGGCCACGCCAACGUGGCUUGCAACCAGGAGUACCGCCACGUGCACUACGAGACCACGGGCCCGGCGCUCUGCACCACGGUCUUCCUCCUGCUCUACUUCUUCGGCAUGGCCAGCUCCAUCUGGUGGGUGAUCCUGUCCCUCACCUGGUUCCUGGCCGCCGGCCUGAAGUGGGGCAACGAGGCCAUCGCCGGCUACUCCCAGUACUUCCACCUGGCCGCCUGGCUCAUCCCCAGCGUCAAGUCCAUCGCCGUGCUGGCGCUGAGCUCGGUGGACGGGGACCCGGUGGCGGGGGUCUGCUACGUGGGCAACCAGAACCUGGACACCCUGCGGGGCUUCGUGCUGGCCCCCCUGGUGGUCUACCUCUUCACCGGGACCCUCUUCCUGCUGGCGGGCUUCGUGUCCCUCUUCCGCAUCCGCAGCGUCAUCAAGCAAGGGGGCACCAAGACCGACAAGCUGGAGAGGCUGAUGAUCCGCAUCGGCAUCUUCACCGUCCUCUACACGGUGCCGGCCACCCUGGUGGUGGCGUGCUACGUGUACGAGCAGCACUACCGGGACAGCUGGGAGAAGGCGCAGAACUGCUCCUGCCCCGGCGACCCCCGCAAGCCCAAGCCGGACUACGCCGUCUUCAUGCUCAAGUACUUCAUGUGCCUGGUGGUGGGCAUCACCUCGGGCGUGUGGAUCUGGUCGGGGAAGACGCUGGACUCCUGGCGGCAGUUCACGGGCAAGUGGUGCCGGGGGACGAAGCCCUCCGUGCGCGCUGAAGCCGGCUCCGCUCUGACCGGGCGGGCUGGGGGGGCGCCCUCCGCUUCCUGCCCCAAAGCCGCCCCGCUUUCUCGGGUGUGACGAGCGCCUGGCUGGCUCACGGGGCCGUGCCAGACCCCCCCCCCCGAAGCGCGAGGGGGAGCUCUGCAGCGGGGGCCCGGAGAGCUGCGGCUUCACCCCGCACUGUGUGACGGGCGGGGGGGGGGAUCCUGCUGGGACGUGCCCGAGGUCCACCGGCCGGAGGCGGGGAGAGCUGCCUGCUGAGGCCGGCCACGCUGGAUGUACAGCGCCGCUGUACGAUACCUGGGCUUGCAGGUAACUCCCGCCGCUCGGGGCGGGUACCCCCGCGGCGGCGGGGCACGGGCCGGCGCCGAAGCAGGACCGAUCUUGGGCUAGUCCCUUGCCAGCGCCGAGAGCAGAGACCGCCAGAGCCCGGGACCGCGGAGGAGCGGGACUCGCAGGGGGAAGCUCCAGGGACUGGCGGGCCGGGGCAGGGGCCGGAGCCGGAGAAGCGGUUCCAAUACGGACCAAGCCUGCGUUAGGGAUCCCUGGAUUUUUAAACCAAUUCCGUUGGGCAGGGACGCCGCCGAUGCUUUAAUCCCCUGCGUGCGAACGCAAAUAGCCCUCGCUGAGCCCACCCGGCUCCCUGGCCCGGGACCAUACCCGCGCCCUUCCCCCUGCAAGGGGGGUUCCCCUGUCCCCCUGCGCCCCCCCAGGGCCUUCGGCCUCGUGGGGCGUGUUAGUUUGAGCUCAGCGGCAGCGGUGAUUCGUAGUUUACAAGGGGCCUUUAAGUCCGCCUCUUUAACACGGAGUCAGUCCCCCGGGUUAGUAAAGCAGGGGGCAGGGAAGCAAGCGCAGGUUGCAGUUAGUGUCCUUACACGGGGGACUUUCAAGGAGCUGCGAGGGGGGCGCUUGUCAUCGCCCCAUAAGGGGAUGGGGCCCCGGGGUGCUAGAGGUCGUUUAUUGGCGCUGCGCAGUCGAAGCCUAACCGUGUUUGGAACCUGCAAGUUUUGCCGCCGCCUUGAGCAGGGCAAAGGUCUGUGCCUGCCCCAGGCUGCCAGGGUGGAGUUUACUGCCGCCUUUUCUCCCGCUUUCCCUCCUGUUUCUUGCAGUGGGUCAGGGCCCGACGGCCUGGCAGGCGCUAGCCAGCUCCUAGCGGAAAGGCUCCAUCUCCCCCAGCCGGGCCGGCAGAGCUGAAUCCGGGCGCACGCUGCCGAGCCGCGCCGGGCUGGGCUUGCCCCGGCUGCCGGGGGAGAUGCCUAGCGGCUGCCCAAAGCAUCGUUUAGCCUCGGCCGCCUGCAGUAGCCCUGGCCUGGUUUUCACUCCCCCGGGGGGACGAGGGCCAGGGGGUUUCUCUUGAAAGCGGCUUUGCCAUUUCCUCCUCCGCUCCGUUCCCGGCAGCGUGCCAGGCGCAUUCAGCAGUCGGGCUGGGCUGGGCAGCUGCUGGAAACAGCGCCCCACCCUCGCCCCCCCGGACGGGCCGUGGGGCUGGAGCGUGGCCGGAUUCAAACGCUCUACAGCCAAAGCCCCGGCGGCCGGGCUCUGCCAGUACAAAACACGGGCGCUCUGCCCCGGCCCAGGCCACUUUCCACCGCCGGCGUUAGCCAGGCUGCUGGGGCCCUCAGCGGCUGCCCGGCCUUGGACAAACUAGUCCGGGGCCCUUUCCCUUUAGAUCCCCUUUCGAAAGGGAGAGGCCUUGGCAGCAGCAGCACGUGUCGUGUUGCCUCAGCUCGUGUGUCAAUUUCACGGGCUGCUGCGACUCUCCUGAGCGGCCAGGGCGCAACAGGCCCGUUUGCCUCUGGUUUUAGGCCUGGGCCGGGGAGAGGAUCUUCUCGCCCCUUCCCCUGGAGAGCUGGCAGGAGGGUCUCACUGCUCCCUACGCCUGAAUGUGGCCCAGGAGUGCCAGUGAGAGGCGGCUUCCCCUCCCUCUGCAGCCGCCUAAACCCUGAUACAGACGGGAGCAGCUUACUCCCCCUGAGGGCAGCCAGGGCCCCGCCGGCCGGAGUCUCAGGACUGAAGGAGGCUGGAGGAAGGAGCUGUUGUCAAAGGGGGCAGGCAGCUUAACCCAGACUAGGGAGCUGGAUGGCAAGCUCCUGGCUGCUAAGAAGCAGGAAUUGCCAAUUCUCAAAGGAGCAGCCCCCUGCAGCUGAGUUUAGUUUCCCAGGAGCUGCUUCUGCGCCCUGGGACGAAAUCUAGGAAUAAACCCCCAGGAUGCGCUUCACUUUCUGGCGAGCCAACGCCUAAUGCCCUCCCCCGUCCCUGCACCGGCCUCCAGCUCUGAUGCAAUGUGGCAGCAGCCCAGCGCCGGCUUUUGGCUAUAAAGCGGGGCAGCUUUAAAGCGGCCGCUGACCCGGGAGCACUCAGGCCGGGCGACCCUCACGGGUAAGGGGCCAGGGCUGAUGCAUCGACCUUCUCUAGCUACCACCACCACUGACCUGCACUCCCCAGGCUCCGAAAUGAACACAGCCCCUCCCCGCAGCGGCGGGAUAGUGACCAGCCCCCCAACUCCAGCGGCCCCUUUCGCUUUGGGAGCAGCAGAGGGAGGGGGAAGCGCCAAUAAACCCGGACUUCCCACAAGCCGCGUGUUCUCCUCUGAGCUGCACCACCUCAGACGGCCGCUCCAGCGCGGCGGCGCCAGAGAGCAACGGCGCAGGCAGCUGAACGCCCCUGGGAUGGGCCGGGUUGGGAAGCUCUGCACGCCCCCUUCCGCCCAAGGUAGCUCUGUAGACAAGCUCUACGCCCCCUGCAGCAACAAAGGGAGGGGAAGCGAGCCUGCUGCCAGCCAGAAAACCAAAGACGGCCAGGGUCUUGCCCCUCCGGCGGCGGGGGGGGUGUAUGAACAAGCCACCACCAGCCUGCCAAUAACUUCCCCCAGCACAAGUUAGCAGCAGCUGUGACCCAGGGGCACUGCAAUGCAGUGUGUGUACAGUACUUCACCUGGAGACGGCUCUGUUACACCCUGUAAAUAAGGGGGCUGUAGAGACUAGAGAGUUUUAGUGAACUUUGAUACGGGUUUGUUCUCAUUAAACAAGGCAGCUUCAGCCUAGCUACACUGGGGCUAGUAGUGGCAUGUAGUCCAGGGCCCCGACUCAUUUUACAUUGGCCAAAGUCAUGACAUCUUAACUGGGUCUUGCUGUAGUGACCUUUUGUAGACACAGCUAGACACGCUUCAUGCAAUACCUCGCACUAAACCAUGUCAAAGGACUUUUCUUCAAGUGUAAUUCCUCAGUGUGCAUUUGUUUUUUAAAAUCAGCUGCAAACGGUGGACUACUGAAAAAUGUGAGCAUAGUUGAAGCAAGGAGCAGAGUAGCUUUAGCCUAGUGACAAAUCUUUGCAACAGACAAUCAUAACGGCUGAAACUUCACUGCCCCUGGCUUUCAGGAUUCUCCUAAGUUUUCACCCCUGCACUGCAAGCAGCAGCAGCAGCAACUAAAAGCAGGCGUUAUUUUGUGCUGAAGGGGAUAGGGCCAACAUCUAUGCCUUAGACAUCACAUGCUGACUGACUUUUUUUUGUUUAUAAGAAGUAAACUUUGUAUGUAUUUUGUGAAAAGUUGAAGAAAAUCUGAGAUUUUAUUCAAAGAAAAAAUAUGGAGAUUAGCUAUUUAUGAGAACAAAAGUGUCUAUUUUUGUUUCUUUAUUCCUGAUG